This is a messenger RNA of Struthio camelus australis, 1103 nucleotides long. NCBI's taxonomy places the organism in Eukaryota, Metazoa, Chordata, Aves, Struthioniformes, Struthionidae. The record is from RefSeq and is a predicted model, not a curated record.
AUGCUGGAGGCCAACAAGCUCGUGAGCAGCUUUGCAGAGAAGGACCUGUGGGACCUCGUGCACAGCGAGUUGGACAUGGUCAGCAAAGCAGCCUUGGGGCCCACAAGGCCUAUGGGUAAUAGAGUCGAAACCUACCGGGAACUGGGCAGAGUGCUGCAGGAAGAUGGCAACCAUUUAGAGCGGGAUCUGAUAAGGCAAUUAACAACGCUGGCCUCAAGGGACAUGAGAGUGGGGCAGGGUGUAGCGGAUGAAUUGCAAAGAGCAGCGAGUGACAUCCUGGUGUCCCUGGCCCGCUCCCACUUCCUGCACAUCAUGGAUGAGCUGCAGAGUCAUCUGAGGCCUGGCCAGGAAACCCCUGAGGAAUUUGUCUUUAUUACCCUCAGCAAACUUGCCACAAGCUAUGUGCUGGAAACAUGGUCGAAAGGUGUAACCCUCUACUUCCGAGCCUGGGCAAAGUGCUCCUUCCCUCGAAUCGGGGAAGCCCGGUUGUGUGACAAAACGUACCCGUUGUUCUGCUCCGUGGUCAGAAACUGGCUGGACUGCGAAGAGGAAGAGCUCAAGCAGGCCAUCAUCAGAGCUGUGGCGGCUAUGAUGGGCCUCCUUCUUCACAAAGAAGAGUAUGAGGAGCAGGUGUGCAGCCGGCUGUCCUGGCUCCUGGGCCAAUAUGAGGAGGUCCAGGACAGUGCUCACGUGACCAAGAGUCUCAGUCACUUCUUGGAAGUUGUGGUGAAAUCCCAGCUCUUGAUCCCCAAAGGAAUAGUUUUUGUCAUCUGCAUCGUUGUGCACAGCCAGCUCUCCAAUGGGACCAAGGGGCACAGCACUGAGCACAAAACAGAGCUCUCCUACUGCAUGCUGCUGCUAGCCCGACGUUUCCCUGACGACACCAUGCAGUUUCUCUACUCCCAACUGCAGAUUGAGAACGAGGCUUGCAGAGCAACAUCCCUGUAUCUGCUCAGAUCUUUGCUUCGCUGUGACUGUAAGCAACACCAGGAAGAAAGCGUGAGCAACGCUGUGGGUUCCACCGCACACUGAAUGUGGCCCGAGCUCCUUCCCGUGGUUCCAGUGGGAAAGGGCACUCCACUGGUGAUGCACACACAUGCCUA